CACUGUCAAACCUCCGGAAAUAUAUAAACAGAAUGCGCCCCUCUUCAUUCAUUGCCCCCAUCUUAGACGCCCCGUUCAAAAUGACCUCCACCAACGUUGAAGCUAUCCAUACCGUCGAUAAGAACGGCGAGGAGAUCACCUCGGUCGGUUUCCAACGCUUCGGGUUUGACUGCGAGGUCCCACUGGAAGUCGUCCGCUCUCUGUACCUCCGCCCCCACUAUGUCAUCACCGCGUCCGACCCCGAUGCCGGCGAGAUAGACACCAAGGCCGAGGAACAGCACGCACGGUUCACUCAGGGGCAUGCUGCGUAUCAGUCCAAGUCCAUCUUCCACCCUGACUCGCAGUCCAUCUCCUACACCACCCUUUCCCGCUUCCCUCCGGUCAAGCUUCUCCCCCCCUCUAACCGCAAACGUAUCCUCGUCACCGGAGGGGCCGGCUUUGUCGGUUCUCAUUUGGUUGAUCGUCUCAUGUUGCUCGGCCAUGAGGUCACUGUCCUCGACAACUUCUUCACGGGCUCCAAGACCAGUCUUAGUCACUGGGUCGGCCAUCCCAACUUUGAGCUGGUCCGCCACGAUGUCGUCGAGCCUUUCAUGAUUGAGUGCGAUCAGAUCUAUCACUUGGCUUGCCCCGCCUCUCCUCCCCAUUACCAGUUCAAUGCCGUGAAGACCAUCAAGACAUCUUUCAUGGGCACUCUCAACAUGCUCGGUCUUGCUAAGCGCACGAAGGCUCGCUUCCUCAUCACAAGUACAUCUGAGGUAUAUGGUGACCCCGAAGUGCACCCGCAGCAUGAGGAUUACUGGGGACACGUCAACCCCAUCGGCCCCCGUGCUUGCUACGAUGAGGGGAAGCGUGUCGCAGAGACUUUGACUUACGGCUUCCACCGCCAGGACGGUGUGGACGUUCGCGUUGCCCGUAUCUUCAACACUUACGGCCCGAGAAUGAACCCCUACGAUGGCCGCGUCGUCUCCAACUUCAUCGUGCAAGCGCUCCGCGGCGAGGACAUGACCGUGUACGGCGACGGCAAGCAGACGCGCUCCUUCCAGUACAUCCACGACCUCGUCGACGGGCUCAUCGCGCUCAUGAACUCGGACGAGACGCGCCCCGUCAACAUCGGCAACGGCGACGAGUUCACGAUCGGCGAGUUCGCAGAGCUCGUGCGCGACAUCGUCGAGAAGGUCCAGGCCGAGGACGGCAUCAAGCCGACCCGCCACGCGCAGGUCAUCUACGGGCCCAUGCCCACCGACGACCCCCAGAAGCGUCGCCCAGACACGUCCAGGGCCAAGGCGGCUUUGGACUGGCAGCCCCGCUGGACCGUGCGCAUGGGGUUGGAGGAGAUGGUGAGGUACUACAAGGCCAAGAUGGCCGAGGGCAGUCUGUAGAUCGCGUAGCGUCCUCUGAGAGGCACUGAGAGGCAAGGCGACCAGGUCUGCGCCGUUGCCGUCUCGUCGGGUUCAUGCUGAACGUCAGUAGGGUUCAAACUUACAUUCCUUUCUCAUACACCCUAUAUCUUGGAUAGUGCACUCAUUCCCUAGGCUCACCGUGCCGGCAUCUUGUUUCACGGCUAUCAUUACGCUGAAUAGACCCUCUUUUAAUCCG
Molecule: messenger RNA, 1596 nt
Organism: Heterobasidion irregulare TC 32-1
Lineage: Eukaryota; Fungi; Basidiomycota; Agaricomycetes; Russulales; Bondarzewiaceae
Exons: 7
Coding region: 81-1379 (432 amino acids)
Biological process (GO): D-xylose metabolic process
Cellular component (GO): cytoplasm
Molecular function (GO): UDP-glucuronate decarboxylase activity; NAD+ binding
Source: RefSeq, a predicted model, not a curated record